GAAAAAAAAAGAAAAAAAAAAACUGAGGAGGGAGGGCAGAGUCUGGAUUUGGGAAGGCCUUUUUUUCCAGUCCUUCUUCUCUUUCAGUUUAUAGGUUCCCCACAAACACACCCACACGUGGACACGCAUACACACAAUAGCAGAUCCCAGUAGACAAAGUCAGGAUGUGACAUCAGUUACAGGAAGAGAAGCCAAACACAUUUUUUUUUCUUUUGUAACUGUGUUGUCUGUGCUGCUGAGUAAUUUUGGAGUCUCUCGGACUGCUGGUGAUCAGCACAGAGAAGAUUCAAAGGAACUAUAGGAGACAGAAGAGUUGGUCCUGACCUCUCCUGGGAGUUUAAUCCUCCCUGAACUCCUCACAACUUUCCACCACAUUCCAGCUCUCUGCUGUAGGAUUUCAAAUCAGGACUUUUAAGUGUCCAAUGGUGAAUUCCAUAAAGACCAGGAAAACAUGCAUGAAGAAUCUGCCAGUCAGAGUAUGUGAUCAGACAUGCUUCAGCCUGAGGCUACGUGCAGAGAUGCAACGAAAGGAAAACUCAAAUUGUUCUCUGACUAAAUUAAACAGUGAUAUUUCUUUCAGAGACAUCCCACCAGCAAAAGCAAGGACUCCCUGCAAUCUUUAAAUGACAGACACUGACCUCCUGUGACCUGCUUUCAGCCAGCCCGUUUCCCUCUCUUUAUCAUACUCAACCUAAUUUUUAUUCUGGAGAAGCUAUUUUCCCCUUAUCUUAGGGGAAACGACUGAGUCAAUGGCACUGUGUCUUGGCCAAGUAUUCAGCAAAGACAAAACAUUCAGGCCAAGGAAGCGGUUUGAGCCCGGCACGCAGCGCUUCGAACUCUACAAGAAGGCUCAGGCUUCUCUCAAGUCUGGCUUGGACCUGAGGAAAGUGGUUCAGCUGCCGGAGGGAGAAAACAUGAAUGACUGGGUAGCGGUUCAUGUGGUGGAUUUUUUCAAUAGGAUCAACCUAAUCUAUGGCACCGUGAGUGAGUACUGCACAGAGCGCACAUGUCCCAUCAUGUCCGGGGGACUCAGGUAUGAGUACAGAUGGCAGGAUGGUGAUGACUACAAAAAACCCACCAAGCUGCCAGCUCUCAAGUACAUGAAUCUGCUGAUGGACUGGAUAGAGUCGCUCAUCAAUAAUGAGGACAUCUUCCCCACCAGAGUAGGAGUCCCUUUUCCUAAGAAUUUCCAACAGGUGUGCAAGAAGAUCCUGAGUCGUCUCUUCAGGGUGUUUGUGCAUGUUUACAUCCAUCACUUUGACAGCAUCUGCAGUAUGGGUGCAGAGGCCCACAUCAAUACCUGUUACAAGCAUUACUACUACUUCAUUUCAGAGUUCAGCCUCAUCGAAAACUCUGAACUGGAGCCCCUGAAAGAAAUGACAGAGAAGAUAUGCAACUGAACAGAGCCAAGAGUUUCCAAGAUGUUGUUAUCUGAGACCAAUGAGAAAACAUCAGCUUCAAAACACUCCAGACAAACAAAAUAUACUCCAGGCAAACAGCUUUAUAUCUAUUUGUUUGGAUGGGUUCCUAUAUAUACCCAGAAGGACCAUCAAAUAACCACUCUUCUUCAGAUGGUGGCAUUGUACCUUUACGGAAGGUUUUACUUCACUCAUUAUGGUGCUGUGAUGUCUUUAUACAUCUUUGUGUUAGUUUAUGACACCAUCCUGCAUUUUCUGUACUUGUAUAUUGUCCUUUCCCUUGUGCAUGUGGCUUGGUUUGAUCUUAUAUGUGUUUUGACAUACAGUGCUUGAUUACUGUGUGUUAGUAUUUUAUGAGUUUUUCUUGUUUAAAUGCUUUUAAAUGGA
This is a messenger RNA of Melanotaenia boesemani (Boeseman's rainbowfish), 1805 nucleotides long. RefSeq names its product MOB kinase activator 3C (gene mob3c). Lineage: Eukaryota; Metazoa; Chordata; Actinopteri; Atheriniformes; Melanotaeniidae. Gene Ontology annotation, molecular function: protein kinase activator activity. The record is from RefSeq and is a predicted model, not a curated record. Gene Ontology annotation, biological process: positive regulation of protein phosphorylation; signal transduction. Gene Ontology annotation, cellular component: nucleus; cytoplasm. The coding region runs from base 750 to 1400 and encodes 216 amino acids. The transcript has 6 exons.